AUGCCUCUCAGAACAGUUCUACCGUCCCUCACAGGCACAAAAUGGGGGUUGGUUGUUGCCCUCACAGUUGUCACCCUUCCGUUACUGGCAGAAGGAGCAAAGAUAUGCUUCGAUGCGAUAGCGAUCAAAAGCGCAACCAAGUCAGAUCCGAGCUUGUUCAAAGACAACCUUCGCGUGGAGAGCUACACUACGCCCUCCGGACACACAUAUCGCAGGGUAAGGACCUUUUACCGCAAGCAUACUCAUACGGAGAAACUCCCUCGCGACCUACCUCUGCUGGUCUUCAUUCAUGGCAUGGGWGGCAGUAUGGCCCAGUUUGGACCACUUCUCAAUUCAUUGAUCAACGUGGCUCCCUGCCUGGCAAUUGAUUUGCCCGGCUGCGGGGCCUCCAGCUUCUCACCAAGAGAUAUCAAAGCCUACACCCCUGCCUGUCUAGCUGAACUUGUCCACGCAGCCAUAGAGCGCGUCCGCGCAAAAUACAUCAAUCAGCAGGUGGUCCUGAUCGGCCACAGUUAUGGUUGCUCGCUGGCCGCCUUACUAGCAUCUUCCAAAUCUCCUCUCGCCCAUCUCUGCUCCAAUCAUAUCAUUGGAAUGGUAGCCAUCUGUCCGAGAUCGACGCCUCUCGUCGAGACUGACAUCAAGAAGAUCAAAACCCUCAAUUGGAUACCGUCGCCGAUGUUCGCCGCAUGGCGAUUGCUGGAUCGUCGUGGAGGUGUCAAUAGCACAUCUGUCACGCGCAUGGCUGGCAAGAAUGCCGACCCGGAGACGAGGAGACUACAGCUCCGCUUCAAUCAGCAAUCUCGAACCCCGACUUGGAUGACUAUGACCCUCGCUAUGGCUGAACAGGAGCAGCGUGCGAACCACGAAGAUUCCAGCGGUAUCAGCAAGGGCAUCUGGGCGGAUAUCGAGCAGCCGAUCUUCAUCGUUGCUGCCAGAGACGAUGAUGUAACGAAACCCACGGAAGCCGAGCAACUCAACACGUGGCUGACUUCAAAGGGCCCCCAAGCAACAGUCAAACUGCUUGUCUUUGACUCGCCAGCAUCUCACUCCGUUCUGUUCUCACCUCGAACAAUUCGCUCCCUGUCUGGUCACAUUGAAACCUUUCUGGCCAGUGAAAAGGUCGAUCCUCGUUUGUGUCCCGGCUGGCAGCUUCAACAGCUUACCACAACCGCAAAAUGGGACGUGAAGAACCUUGAGAAGUGGAGUCGCGUUGAUCCUUGCUCCGCUCCCAUCGCCUGCAUUUUCCGUGCGAUGAAAACCAUGCGUCAAGGUGAUGAGAACCAUCGUCCAGAAGUCUUCAUUCGAAACUUUGGUGGAGAGGACGGCGUAAGGGCCGUGGUGGACAUUAGCCGCGACCAGCCAGUCUAUAACAAGGCCGACUUGGAAGAGGCAAACAUUGAGUAUCACAAAUUUCCAACCGUGAGCAAGAUCGUUCCCACAGACGACGACGUCAGUGGAUUCUGCGCCCUCAUCGAUCGUUUGCGGAAGGAUUUUGAUAUCGAUGGUCAGAGAGAAGGGCGCACCAUCGGCGUCCAUUGUCACUACGGCUUCAAUCGUACUGGCUUUCUCAUCAUCACCUAUCUCGUUUUGAGGUUGGGUUGGAAGGUGCAAGAUGCCAUUGCAGAGUUUGAGAGUAAGAGGCCGCCGGGUAUCAAGCAUCCGCACUUCAUCGAUGAUCUUUUCAUGAGAUACGGGCCGAAGUAG
Molecule: messenger RNA, 1704 nt
Organism: Ramularia collo-cygni
Lineage: Eukaryota; Fungi; Ascomycota; Dothideomycetes; Mycosphaerellales; Mycosphaerellaceae
Product: related to peroxisomal serine-active lipase
Exons: 2
Coding region: 1-1704 (567 amino acids)
Biological process (GO): dephosphorylation; 7-methylguanosine mRNA capping
Molecular function (GO): protein tyrosine/serine/threonine phosphatase activity; mRNA guanylyltransferase activity
Source: RefSeq, a predicted model, not a curated record